AUGGAAACGCGGUCACAACUUCCAAACAGCCUCGGCUCGCAGCGGCUCCUUACUCCGCUUCACAAUGAAUUUAGAAGUUUCCUCCGUUCUCGUGAGAAACGAUCAGCAAUCAACAAAAUUUGGGGUCAAGACAGGGUACCAUACAAAAAACGGCCACAUCUCCCAGAUCCCUGGACUGUCCCCAACCACCAGCACUCUUCCUGAGGAGAGGACCCGAGGGCGAAGAGCUGGAGUCCUAGAGAGUGAUUCUGAUUAUGUCAAGCUUGCAAAACAAGGAGGGCAUAAGGGACUUCUGUGGCACGAGGAAUCAGUUGUUUCUAAACCCAGUUCAUACAAACCUCCAGACUGGUUUUGCUUUGAAUCAGGAGGAAUCAGUGAAGCAAGUGAAGAGAAGAAAAACCCUGGAGCUUUUCAGCCACUAGAACCUCCCUUUGGGACUGACAACAUGUCAGCCUGGGACGGAGAAAACAGCAGCAACAAUGAACAAGAUAAGGACGAUAUUCCUGUUCACCACAGCCAGGCGGAGAAGUUGCAGGCAUCCAGUCAAUAUCAUGAGACCAGCAAAUUCAGGAGGAUAGUAUUUGAUAAGAAACCAGCCCCUGUUGACAUGUCAAAGCUGCUGAGCUUUGGUUAUGCAGACGACAACAAACCAGUACAAUGAUGUGGCAAAUCGGAAGACUGCCAGGUGCCUGGAUGGGCGAAGGAUGUACAAAGUUCGUGCUGAGUCACAUCGAGCAUUUUCAUUUCUUUCAGUUAUUUUGUCCUGUUAGAUCUUUCACUCAAACAUUAAAGUGCUUCACUGGAUUACAGACAGGACCUUUUAAUUAUUGUGCUUGUUAGUGCUGCACUUGAAGGCACCAGCUGACGCUUGUGUUAAGUUUUUUUUUUUUUUUUUUUUUCUGUGUCGGUAAGUCUGUCA
Molecule: messenger RNA, 919 nt
Organism: Archocentrus centrarchus (flier cichlid)
Lineage: Eukaryota; Metazoa; Chordata; Actinopteri; Cichliformes; Cichlidae
Exons: 8
Coding region: 65-661 (198 amino acids)
Source: RefSeq, a predicted model, not a curated record